This is a messenger RNA of Antechinus flavipes (yellow-footed antechinus), 1308 nucleotides long. Its product is annotated as vomeronasal type-2 receptor 26-like. Gene Ontology annotation, molecular function: G protein-coupled receptor activity. Gene Ontology annotation, biological process: G protein-coupled receptor signaling pathway. The record is from RefSeq and is a predicted model, not a curated record. The transcript has 4 exons. Bases 1 to 1308 code for a protein of 435 amino acids. Gene Ontology annotation, cellular component: membrane. NCBI's taxonomy places the organism in Eukaryota, Metazoa, Chordata, Mammalia, Dasyuromorphia, Dasyuridae.
AUGUCUACUACUCUGUCCGUGGCCAUGGCCACCAUUCUUGAACUGUAUAAAGUUCCACAGCUCCACCACUUUCUGAAGUGUAUCAAUUCUGUCACUAAUGCCAGUGAUGAGUCAUGUUGGAAUGGAACCAAGCCAGUUGCUGAGGCUUAUGAUAUCCUAAAUUAUAAAUCCUUCCCUGGUCAGAUAGAGACACUGGUCAAAGUGGGUGAAGUGUAUCCUCUUGCUCAGAGAUUCACCAUUAAGGAAGAAGACAUAGAUUGGCCAGAAGAUUUCCAUCAGACUCCAACUUCCAUGUGCAGUGUGAAAUGUGGCCCUGGAUUCAAGAAAACAUCUCUUGAAAACCAACCCAUCUGCUGCUUUGCUUGCACCCCAUGUCCUGAAGGGAAGAUUUCCAACCAGACUGAUGCAGAGCAGUGCCUGCAGUGCCCUGAAGAUCAAUAUCCUAAUAGGGAAAGAGAUCGUUGCCUCCCCAGGAUUGUGACCUUCCUGGCCUAUGAGGAACCUCUGGGAAUGACUCUGGCCUGUGCAGCCAUCUGCUUCUCCCUCCUUACUGUGUUGGUCCUGGGGGUCUUUCUGAAGCACAGGGACACCCCCAUAGUCAAAGCCAAUAACCGCAGUCUCAGCUACACUCUGCUGGUCUCCCUCAGCCUCUGCUUCCUCUGCUCCUUGCUCUUCAUCGGCCAUCCUACCACAGCCACCUGCCUGCUGCGACAAACCACAUUUGCAAUUGUCUUCACAGUGGCCGUUUCCUCCAUUUUGGCUAAAACCAUCACUGUGGUUCUGGCCUUCAGGGCCACCAAACCUGGGAGCAGACUCCGGAGCUGGCUGGGAUCCACAGCAUCUUACUCUCUCAUUUUCACCUGCACCCUCAUCCAAAUGUGUCUCUGUGGCAUCUGGCUUGGGACAUACCCUCCCUUCCUGGAGAUGGACAUCCACUCUGAGCCUGGCUCCAUUAUCAUCCAGUGCAAUGAAGGCUCCCUCCUCGUCUUCUACUGUGUCCUGGGCUACAUGGCCUUGCUGGCCUUGGCGAGCUUCACCGUGGCUUUCCUGGCCAGGAACCUGCCAGACACUUUCAACGAAGCCAAGUUCCUGACCUUCAGCAUGCUUGUGUUCUGCAGCGUCUGGAUCUCCUUCCUGCCCUCGUACCAGAGCUCCAAGGGCAAGGCCAUUGUGGCCUUGGAAGUCUUUGCCAUCUUGACCUCCAGUGCCGGGAUUCUCGCUUGCAUCUUUGCUCCCAAGUGCUUUAUGAUCCUUCUAAGAUCAGAACAAAAUACUCAGGGGAUACUUAAAAAGAAACUUACUGCCUGA